AUGAAGUACACAUCAGCGGUAGUGUUGUGUCUGUGUUUGGUUUGUUUGUCUCCCGUGUUGUGCAAGCGGUCUGACUCGGGGUCGAAGCCGUUGUGGGCGCAGAAAGAUGUGAGGGAUUACUCGGAUGCAGACAUUCAGCGCCUUUACGAUCAGUGGGAAGAAGACGAGGAGCCGCUCGACAACGACGAACUGCCCGAACAUCUCAAGACCAGUCCUCCCAUCGACUUGUCUUCGGCCGAUCUCUCCAAUCCUGAAAGCCUUCUCAAAGUGUCCAAAAAGGGAAAGACUUUAAUGAGUUUCGUAACCGUCAGCGGAGGUCCCACUCGGGAAGAAACGGAACGCGUGACCGCUUUAUGGCAAUCAAGUCUUCAGAAUAACCACAUUAUUGCCGAGCGAUUCAUAGUUAGUGACAACAGAGCUAUCUUUAUGUUCAAAGACGGCGCUCAGGCCUGGGAUGCGAAGGACUUCUUCGUGGAGCAGCAGUUGUGCGAAGAAGUGAUGAUUGAAAACAAACCAUAUUAUGGGAAGUUUAGCAAACACUCGAAGCAAGAGUUGUGA
Medioppia subpectinata is the source of this 558-nucleotide messenger RNA. Lineage: Eukaryota; Metazoa; Arthropoda; Arachnida; Sarcoptiformes; Oppiidae. The record is from the annotation of a GenBank genome assembly.